Penicillium malachiteum is the source of this 480-nucleotide messenger RNA. RefSeq lists its product as uncharacterized. The record is from RefSeq and is a predicted model, not a curated record. Bases 1 to 480 code for a protein of 159 amino acids. The transcript has a single exon. Lineage: Eukaryota; Fungi; Ascomycota; Eurotiomycetes; Eurotiales; Aspergillaceae.
AUGGCGGACACCAAAAGUCAAGAAAGUGAGGAAGGAAUCUGGGUCCUGGACGAUAGCGGCAAAAACCUCAAAUUCAUCUCUCAAGAGUUCCUUGACUCCGAAGGCCGCGAAGCAACCGAUCGUGCGAAGCCUACACACCCUACCACCGAGGAAGUCGCAGAGUAUCUUUCCAAUAUAUCGGGUCGUCAAAGAGAGGUCUACAACAAGCUGCAAGACCAAGGCUGGGACGAUCCUGCAAUCCACAACUUCUUCACCCUACUCGACAACCAGAGGACAUAUAUCUGCGCUGAACUUCGGAAGAAUAGAACGAAUGAGGAAGAGAUUCGACGACUCAAUUUGGUAUGUGAACGUGGUUAUAUCACGGACUUCUCUCAUCUUCGGCGCCCGGGUACUAGUCCGGCGGAUGAUGAUUAUCAGUUUCAACUUUUUUUGCUUGAGGAGAAUAAGAGACAGAGACGUGUUAUGAUGGGAGAGGAUUAG